Messenger RNA from Clarias gariepinus (North African catfish), 1731 nucleotides. It is a transcript of the gene ankrd33bb, whose product is annotated as ankyrin repeat domain 33Bb. The coding region runs from base 188 to 1627 and encodes 479 amino acids. Gene Ontology annotation, molecular function: protein binding. Lineage: Eukaryota; Metazoa; Chordata; Actinopteri; Siluriformes; Clariidae. The transcript is spliced from 4 exons. The record is from RefSeq and is a predicted model, not a curated record.
GUAGUGCAGGGUGACUUUCCUUAUGCUAGAACAUGACUGUUGCUGAAGUCGAUGCUGCUAUUUACUGUCCAUUAUAUGGCUACAUGCAUGGACAGACUCAGAUAUGGAAGGUUUUUCUUGCUCCUUUUGGAUCCUGAGUCACUGGUUAAAUGGUGCUGAUGAAGUCUAAUUUUGGGACAAGAUCAAAAUGGCAGCAGGAACCUGCAGCAUCACCAUGGAAACCUCUAUACACAGGACGAGCGAUGCAGAGGAGAAAGAGGACUCUUGUUUUUCAGAUGAUGAUGAUGAUGAUGAUGUAUACCUUGUCACUGAUGAUGAUGAUGACGAUGAUGAUAUUAUCUAUCAGGAAUUUGAUGAACUGAACUUUUUCCAGUUACCAGACACCAAAAGCGUUGUGUCAGAUGAUUCCUUUUAUCCACCUGACAGCUCAGUGACCUCUCAGAGAUCCCAAAGCGCUGAAGGUCCGGAGCCGUUGACUCUUUUCAUGGCUUGCUGCAGUAACAAUGCCAUCAUAGUCAAAAUCAUGAUCAGGCAAGGAGUGAGUGCAGAGCAAGUUCGAGAAGUGGAUAAAAACAACAGGACUGGUCUGAUUGUGGCGUGUUAUCAGGGCUUUGUGGAUGUCGUCAUCGCCCUCUCACACUGUCCAUACGUGGAUGUGAACUGGCAAGACAGCGAGGGCAACACGGCUCUCAUGACAGCCGCGCAAGCAGGUCACGUCAAGAUCACCAACUUUUUACUGAACUACUUUUCUGGGGUGGAUAUCGAACUCAGGAACUGUCACGGCUUCACGGCUGUUACGAAAGCGGCCGUGCAGGGCCGCACCAACUGCGUCCAAGCCCUUAUGAUGUCAGGUGCAGACGUUGAGGUGAGGGACUACGGGCGUAAGAUGACACCGCUCGAGUGGGCACGUUUCACAGGCCACUAUGAGACAGCACGGAUGAUACAGAGGCUUAUGGCUCGUCCAUGUGCCGAGCAGUUCUGUGACUCAUUCCGCAUGGAGUGGCCCAAGUUGUCGCAACUGGUCCGCCAGGCCCAAGAGCCGCAACCAUGCUGGAGGCGCCUGACGGAGUCCAUACGUGGCACAUUCAACCUCGGAAUGAGGAUGGAUCCACUGGAAGAGGGUGUGCUGCACUAUAUGGUGCGUCUGACCACAGCGCUGGCAAGUCCGCUUGUGGCCACCGCCUGCAGCACAGUAUGCCCAGGCAGCCCACCAUGCGUAGGCAAACAUCGGCCAGCUGUCUCGGAUAUCCUGCGGGACAAUGACAAGCGGGCAGAGGAUCCUAAGAGCCUGGAAAACCAUAAGCGGCUCUUCCAAGAUGGUCAUAUGGCCCUCAAAGAACAGGAGACCAGGUGUACCAGCCUGCAAUUUCCUGCACUGCCAGAUGUGGUGCUGGCAUCCAGCAUGGCACUGCGUAGGAACAGCCUGCUGCCUCUGCACAUGAUACGCAGGAGAAGUGUGUGCCCGGGCCUGGUGGUGCCCAAAGUACGCCUAUGCAAGGCUCCGCCACCAACCUACACGCCCGAGGGGAACCAGUGCUGGAACAAGGAUUCGAGGUAUCUGCAGGUGCCCAAGUGGAGGUACAAGGCACUGAAGGAGGAGAGGGAGCUGGAAAAGAUGAAGAGAUGAGGCCUACUUAAACAUUGCAUGUGAUUACCUAAGUCUUCCUUGGUUGUCUGUACACAACAAUAAGCUGAUGAAACCAUUAGGAUUUAUAACAGAGGUUACAGUUU